AUGCCCGCCGCUGCUCCCAGAGCCCUCGCCAGGGGCUUCCCGUGCCGUGCCGUGUUGGUCCGUGCCGUGCCCGGGCAGCGCCCCGGGAGCCGCCCCGCCCGCGCUGUGCCCGCAGCCCCGGCUUUGUGCCGCUCGUUCCCGCGCGGGGCCGAGCGCAGCGCCCCCCUCAGGCCGCGCGCCGCCGCUGCAGCUGCGGCCGUUGCGCUGCGGCCGUUGCGGCGCCAGUGGGCGACAGGCGCGAUGGCCGAGCUGCCGCUGCCCGCCGGGCUCGACGCCCGCACCUUCCCCGCCAAGCUGUGGCGCCUGGCGAACAGCCCCCGCGUCCGCUCCGUGCGCUGGGACACCCAGGGCCGGGGGCUGCUCAUCGACCGCGCCCUCUUUGAGCAGGAGCUGCUCAGCCCGCCCGGCGUCCAGGGGCCGGCCCCGCGCACCUUCAGAGCCACGCAGUUCCGCAGCAUCGUGCGGCAGCUGAACCGCUACGGCUUCUACAAGGGGCGGGGCCGGGCUGGCGCGGCUGUGCCGGGCGAUGCCGGGGCCAUCGUCCACUAUGGGAACCCCUGGCGCCGGAGCACGGCCAGCAAGCACCGCCUGGCGCCCGGGCCGGAGCGGCGCAGGCGCUCGCCCUGCGGCUCCCAGCAGCGCCCCCGGCAGCGGCCGCGGCCGGCGGGGCCGGAGGGGCGCGGGCGGUUCCAGGCGCUGCCUCGGGAGCGGCCGCCGCUGCCGGCGGGGCGGCCGCCCAGCGGCUUCUUGCCCCUGCACAGGGAGCGGACGCUGCCGGACGGGCGGGAGCUGCGCAGCCGGCGGCCCAGCCGCUUCCAGCAGCCCCCCAGAGAGCGGCCGCUCCUGGCCCGGCGCCCGCCCUGUGGCUUCCACCUCCUCCACAGGGACCGGCCGCAGCCGGCCCGGCGGGACGGGCCCAGCCGCUUCCAGGAGCUGUACGGGGAGCGGCCGCUGCCUGCCGAGCGGGAGGUGCCCAGGAUCCCGCCCUGCGAGCUCCUCGGGCUCUGCGGGGAGCCGCUGCUGCCGGUCAGGCGGGAGGGCCUGAGCCGCCUCCAGAAGCUGUACGGGCUGCAGCCGCCGCCGGCCGGGCUGCCGCCCUGGGCUUUCCAGCAGCCCCACAUGGAGCGGCCGCCUCCGGCCGGGCGGGAGCUGCUCAGGAUCCCGCCGGGCAGCUUCGAGCAGCUCCAAACGGAGCAGCAGUCCCCAGCCUGCAAGCCGUCAGCCACACCGGACAGUUCAGCCUCCAGUGCUCCACCUGGCAGUGCUGCUUGUGCAGCAUCGACGACCUCCAGCAAGACACGGAAUGCACCUGGGCAAGAGGAAUUGCCUUCAGCGGAUCUGGGCCUUCAGGUCGAGGCAAUGAUUCGGGAGAUGAGGAGAUCCGUGGCUGAAAGGUCUCCCUUUGCUCAGGGGAAUGCUAAUGUUGCUGCCGAGUCUUCAGGAGGGGAGGCUGGGAACAGGGCUGCAGCAGAGGGAGCUUCGCCUGGCACCGAGAGCUGCAGGAACAGUUCCCCAGAGCCCGAGGAGCCUGAUUCCAUCUGAUCGACCUCUCCAAGAGGGCUGUCCUGCAUGGGAGGAAGAGACAGAGGGAGAGCCUGUGAUCAUUAGGCGGGUGCAAUCCCUCUGUCUCUAGUUGCAUUUAUAGAGGUGUAGUUAUAUUCAUAGAUUUAUGUAGUUGAAUUUAAAUGUCUAGAUAGUUGUAGUUACAGAUCUGAGUAGUUAAAUAUAUAUUUGUAGUUGUAGAUGUAUAAAGUUAUUUUUUAUAUAUGUAGUUGCAUUUAAAGAUGUGAAGUUACAUUUAUAUAUGUAUAUAGUUAUAAAUGGGCAUAGUUAUAUUUAUAUAGCUAUAGGUAUAUGGAGCUUUAGAUAGAUUGAUAGAUAUUUGAAUAAAUACAGGCUGCUUUUUAAGCUCUUUCUCUACUCUGCUUCGUCUCUCACCUCUUGCUUUUGCCUCUGUGCCCCCUCUGUCCCCUCUUCCUGUGCUGGCUCCGAGCUGGCGGCCGGGCCGGGCGGAGCAGCAGCUGCAGCCCCGGUGUCCCUGGAGCGGUGGGAGCUGCCGGUGGCCGCAGGCACUGUGCCCUGAGGAGCUGCUGGAGGACGCUGCCCUGAGGUCCUUGAGAAGAGCCGGAGAGUGACGGGAGCCAGCAGGGAGAAGCUGAAGGCCGCCAGCAAGAGCAGCGAACGGGGACCUGCUGCUGCUGCCGCCCGAGACCCUGGGUGUCCCAUCUGCUGUCCCUGUCCAGGAGAGCUGCUCUGCGCGGGAGGAAGCGACAGAGGGAGAGGCUUUGAAGAUGGGGCGGCUGGAAUCCCUCUGCUUAUAGUUCUGCUUAUAGAUGAAUGGACUUGCAUGUAGAGCGUGAUAAUAUUAUUGAUAUUUACGUAUGUGCUAUUUGCAUAGGUAUAUUUCUAUGUGUAUGUUGUUACAUGAAUGGAUGUAGUUUCUAUAUAUGAAUGUGUAGAUAUAUACAUACAUGUUUCUCGUUACAUGUAUGUGUAUAUAUGUAUCUAAGUAUAUAUGUAUGUUGUCAUAUCUCUGUCCAGUUCUAUUUCCUGUUUAUACAGUUAUCUAGGUAUCUAUUUCUAGUGAUGUUGUUGUAGGUAUUUGGCUCUUUAAAUAGGUGCAUUGGUAUUUGUAUCGGUAUAUAUGUCUGGUUUUCUAUUUUUAUAUGCAUAUUGAUCUAUUUCUGUAAUUAUAUUUACACGUGUUGGGAUGUUUAGCUGUAUAUUUGUAUAGAUGCAGUUGUUUUAUCUAUCUAUUUAUGUAUGUAUUGUAGGUAAUAUGAGUAUUUAUAUUUAUAUAUUAUAUAAAUAUAUAUAAAUAUAUGUAAAUAUAUAUAUAAUAUAUACUAAUAUAUAAAUAUAUACAAAUAUAUUUGUAUCUGUGUGUUGUGGUGGUUAUAUAUGUAUUUGUUUCUGUUUAAAUAUAGAUGGAGUUGUAUAGAUGUGUAAUUCUAUUUAUUCAGUUCUUGCUAUAGGGCUAUUUAGAGAGAGAUGUUGAUAUUUUUGUGUUUCUAUAUGGGCUGUACAGUUACAGUAACAUGGAAUAAAUUAAGUUGUUAAACUUCAGUUGAUCUUUGUGUAUAGUGAGUUGUUGUAGAGGUUGGCAAUAAAUUAAUUUUUGUUCCUGGAAGUUGAUGUUUGUAUAUUUUUACGUAGCAUUGUUGUAAUAAUCAAAUAAAUGACAGUUUUGUAUCUUAACUGAGAUCUGUACAGUUAUCUAUUGUCAGCGCGGGUGUAGCAAUUUGUAAUAAAUUACAUUUUUCAACUGAAA
Messenger RNA from Corvus hawaiiensis (hawaiian crow), 3271 nucleotides. RefSeq names its product serine/arginine repetitive matrix protein 1-like. Gene Ontology annotation, molecular function: sequence-specific DNA binding; DNA-binding transcription factor activity. Lineage: Eukaryota; Metazoa; Chordata; Aves; Passeriformes; Corvidae. The transcript has 7 exons. Gene Ontology annotation, biological process: regulation of DNA-templated transcription. The record is from RefSeq and is a predicted model, not a curated record. The coding region runs from base 1 to 1542 and encodes 513 amino acids.